Molecule: messenger RNA, 897 nt
Organism: Sclerotinia borealis F-4128
Lineage: Eukaryota; Fungi; Ascomycota; Leotiomycetes; Helotiales; Sclerotiniaceae
Source: the annotation of a GenBank genome assembly
AUGCCUCCACGAUUACCAGCACUCACUGCGGCUUGUCGCUCAGCGCCAAUUUUGGCGUCUCCUUUGGCAGCAUUCCUUGCACCAUUUAUGCAAAUCCGGAACGCUUCGAUUCUCACAAACUUGUCGGAUAAUCCUGGGGCAUAUAAUAAACGUAUACGAAGAGGUCGAGGUCCAUCAGCAGGGAAGGGAAAGACAUCAGGACGUGGUCACAAAGGUCAGAACCAGCAUGGAAAAGUACCGGCACGAUUUCAAGGUGGUCAAACGCCACAACACAUUGUCCAUGGCGUGAGGGGGUUUGAGAACUUAUUCUCUGUUGAUAUGUCUCCAAUAAAUUUAAAUCGCAUACAAGAAUGGAUCGACCAAGGCCGACUCGAUCCAACACGUCCCAUCACUUUGAAGGAGUUGGCAGAUUCUCGAUGUUUACAUGGAGUGAAGGAUGGUGUAAAGCUCUUAGCUAGGGGAAAGGAGGAUUUGAAGACGCCAAUCAAUAUUUUGGUAUCUCGAGCUUCGGCGACGGCAAUUGAGGCAGUGGAGGCGCUUGGAGGCACCGUCACAACCAGAUAUUACACUAAACCGGCGAUCAAGAGACUUUUGACGGGCACAUCUGUCUCCAGUGCUGUCCCACUUUCAGCAGUAGACGCCCAGUUGGCCAGCGAUUCCCCAAUCCUCUCAGCCGCUUCUGCCGCGUCACCAUUUUCGUACCGCCUGCCUGAUCCCACAAGUCGAAAAGAUAUCGAAUACUACAGAGACCCAGCGCACAGGGGAUACUUGAGUCACCAAGUGGAGGAGGGUCAAGGACCAAGUUUGUUCUUCAAAGCUCCUCGAACUGGAACCUUCAAAAAGAAGUCGAAGAAGAUAGGUACAGCUGCUGCGGCGAGGGACAACAGGAUAUGGUAA